Molecule: messenger RNA, 4037 nt
Organism: Leopardus geoffroyi (Geoffroy's cat)
Lineage: Eukaryota; Metazoa; Chordata; Mammalia; Carnivora; Felidae
Product: 25-hydroxyvitamin D-1 alpha hydroxylase, mitochondrial
Exons: 8
Coding region: 1662-3236 (524 amino acids)
Biological process (GO): cholesterol metabolic process; glucocorticoid biosynthetic process; cellular response to peptide hormone stimulus
Cellular component (GO): mitochondrial inner membrane
Molecular function (GO): iron ion binding; monooxygenase activity; oxidoreductase activity, acting on paired donors, with incorporation or reduction of molecular oxygen
Source: RefSeq, a predicted model, not a curated record
UUCCCCCAUCCUCUCCCUGCCUGAGACUUGACCCGAGGAAUCUGCUGCCUUUAUUGUUGCUGUCUCAGGAGAGUCAGGGUGGGGGGCACAGAGACCCUCUCCUUUUUCAUGUUGACCUUCGGUUCCAGAAGUUCAGAGCUAACUGACUGGCACAGAUCCCAGUAGGGGCAGGGUGGGGGAGUGAGGAGCAGAGAACUAAACUAUGCUGGCUUCUGAGGCGAAAAGUGAAAAUCAGCUGCUGACUAGAAAUCCCCCCCCAAAGAGGACUGAGUCAGCUGGAGGUUCAGAGCAAACACUUAGCCCUUGCUCCAUCCAGGAGCCCAGAGAAAUCUCUGAAGUUUUCUAACUUGCAAAAGUUCCUUUGUUUCUGCUCGUCAAGCCCCAGACUCCCAUGGCUGGAAGGACAGAGUUUGUUGACCUAAAACACCACCCCCUUCCUCCUGAGGAACAAAGAUGAAGGCUCCUGGAGCCACUUGAACCCAUUAACUCACCCACCCUCUGCCCAGAGUCAGGUAUGGGAGGGGGGAGGGAGAGAUGUGGUAGUGUGGGAAAGUUCUGCUUAUAUCCAGAGAAGGUGCAGCCCCGGAAGCCAAGACUAUGGAGACAGCUACAGUAGUCCGGAAGGAGCUGGAGGAUGGGGAAUUCCUGAGGUUGGGCCCAAGGGGGCCUGGCUCCCUGGGGAAGUGGGAAUACUAGGGGCUGACCCUGUACCUCGGUAUCCUAAACCUCACCAAAUAGCCUUUCCCAGGAAGAGAUCUUCAGGCUGCUGGGUUGGGGCACCAGCCCAGAAGGGGAAACUAAGGCAGGCCUCACCUCCCAAGAGGGUCAUUGCAACAUGAGACCCAAGAGAGCUGCCAGGCAACUCCAGCCCCGCCUACUGUUGCUGGGUAUUAAUCCCCAUUCCCCAGCUUGACCACUCGGGAGGAGAUUGGCUGAGGAGCUUGAAGAGGGGGCGUCACCACUAUCCCUCCCAAAGCUUAAAUAGGGGUUCAAACAAGAAAGCUAGGUGCUUGGGAAAAGUGCUCUCUUUCACGGGCUCCCUGAACCAGACCAUGACCCAGACUCUCAAGCUCGCCUCCAGAAUGUUUCAUCGCGUCCACCGUGCUCCCAAGCUGAGCGCCUCACUGGGUUCCAGAGGCUCCGACUCCGCGCCCAGGAGCUUGGCGGACAUCCCAGGCCCAUCCACGCCCGUCUUCCUUGCUGAACUUUUCUGCAAGGGAGGUCUGUCGCGGCUACACGAGCUGCAGGUAGAGGGGGGACGUCGUUCCUGGAAAUUAAUGCUGGAGAAAUUGGCUUUGACAACGCUAGAAAGGACAGACUAGUGCAGAAAGUAGGAAGAGGUCCAGUGAGAACGGAUGCCCAUGAACUAUAGAGAAAUUGGGGCUGCCGGCAGUGGCUCGACCUACUCGGAGUCCAUCCCUAUACCCAGCAGAAGAGUGCGCUCAAAAAGCGCCUUCUUGCUCUGUAGAAGUUGGGGCCGAGUUAAGCCCAGAACAAGUGCUCGGGAGGCAGAAACGCACAGUACCUUAGCCGCGUUUCCAGCUUAAAGCUACAGGCGCUCCUAUUCAGUCGCUGGGGGCUCGUCCCGAGAUAGUCCACGUGAGGAACCUUUGGGAUCUCUCCGCCUCGGUUUACCCCGGGCGACCUAAGAGAGAACCUGAAUGUCCGUCCGCUUUGUGCAAAGUUCCUCCGUCUUGCCAAUCACACUCAAACUUCCUAGGGAUGUGAAGCGAGGAAAAGAGAAGGAGGAGAGGUUUGAAGCGUCAGGGCUACAUACCAGCUGGGAGCUCGUGAAGAGACUGAAGCUCCCCCUUGCACAGCCCAGCGAACACCCUUGGAGUUGGUACGGACCGAGCUGGAUGCCGGCGGCCCACGUCUCCAGUGUCCGCCUCCCCUUCUCCCAGGUGCAGGGCGUCGCGCGCUUCGGUCCCGUGUGGUUGGCCAGCUUCGGGAAGGUGCGCACUGUGUACGUGGCGGCCCCUACACUCAUCGAGCAGCUCUUGCGACAGGAGGGUCCCCGGCCCGAGCGCUGCAGCUUCUCACCCUGGGCAGAGCACCGUCGCCGCCGCCAGCGGGCUUGCGGACUGCUCACCGCGGAAGGCGAAGAAUGGCAGAGGCUCCGCAGCCUCCUGGCCCCGCUGCUCCUCCGGCCUCAAGCUGCCGCCCGCUACGCCGGAACCCUAGACGACGUGGUCCAUGACCUUGUGCGGCGUCUUCGGCGCCAGCGGGGACGCGGCGCUGGGCCGCCCGCUCUGGUUCGGGAUGUGGCAGGAGAGUUUUACAAGUUUGGACUAGAAGGGAUAGCCGCCGUGCUCCUGGGUUCACGCCUGGGCUGCCUGGAGGCCGAAGUGCCUCCAGACACAGAGACCUUCAUCCGCGCGGUGGGAUCGGUAUUUGUGUCCACGCUGCUGACCAUGGCGAUGCCUAGCUGGCUUCACCGCCUCGUGCCCGGACCCUGGGGCCGCCUCUGCCGAGACUGGGACCACAUGUUUGCAUUUGCCCAGCAGCACGUGGAGCGGCGAGAGGCCGAGGUAGCCUUGAGGAGCAAGGGAAAGCCUGAGGAGGACAUGGGAUCUGGGGCACACCUGACCUACUUCCUGUUCCGGGAAGAGUUGCCUGCCCCGUCCAUCCUGGGCAAUGUGACAGAGCUGCUACUGGCCGGAGUGGACACAGUAUCCAAUACACUCUCCUGGGCUCUAUAUGAACUCUCUCGGCACCCGGAAGUCCAGACAGCACUCCACUCUGAGAUCACAGCUGCCCUGGGCCCUGGCUCCAAUGCCCAUCCUUCAGCUACUGCUCUAUCCCAGCUGCCCCUGCUGAAGGCGGUGGUCAAGGAAGUGCUAAGACUAUACCCUGUGGUACCUGGAAAUUCCCGUGUCCCAGACAAAGACAUUUGUGUGGGUGACUAUAUUAUCCCCAAAAAUACGCUGGUCACACUGUGUCAUUAUGCCACUUCAAGGGAUCCUGCCCAGUUCCCAGAGCCAAAUUCUUUUCGUCCAGCUCGCUGGCUGGGGGAAGGUCCAGCCCCCCACCCAUUCGCAUCUCUUCCCUUUGGCUUUGGCAAACGCAGCUGCAUGGGGAGACGCCUCGCAGAGCUUGAACUGCAAAUGGCUUUGGCUCAGAUCUUGACCCACUUUGAGGUGCAGCCUGAGCCCGGUGCUGCCCCAGUCAGACCCAUGACCCGGACUGUCCUGGUACCGGAGAGGAGCAUUAACCUACAGUUUGUGGACAGAUAGUCCUGUGGAUGGAGGCUGUCAUCAUCACACUUUCUCUCAUUGCAGGGAUCUAUCAGGCACAAGACCAAGAGAUAUGUAUUCCCCCUGAAACCUGUCUGUCUGACCAGACUGGUUAAAGGGACCAUAGCAAACUGUUUGAGGCAGCCCUGACCAAGGUGUGAAGUAGGCAUUGGCCUCACCCAUCAGGCCCUGAGAAAACCAUGAUCCUUGUGUCUGCUCAGCCUUUCUUCUGGUCAUAUCAUAGGUAUCCUUCAAGGGCCAACUCAAAUUUUAACUAAUAAUGUUGGAUGGCCUGGGGAAGGACUCAACCACUGCCCUUUUGGGGCUUCUACAGUGUUUAGGAGCUGCUGGCUAAGCACUUAUCAUCACGUGAGCUAAGUGAUUGUGCAUCUGGUCUGCACCUGGCUCCUUGCAUGUGAGCUCUUUGAGAGGAAGAAUAAGACCUUAUUCAGUCUUUAUAUCCCCUGCCAAGGCCUAUCCCUGAUUGGGUGACUCCAUACAGGUUCUCAUAUUGAAUCUGGACCAUGUGGCAGAAGGGAUAAGCAGCUUAUCAGGCUCUGUCUACUCUCUUCCUUCCUCAUCUUGCCCCUACCUUGUCCCUACCAAGGAGAGUGUGCCCUCACCUGGUUUAUGAUGUUUUAAAACUCUCCUUGAUUCUCUAAUCACUAUUAGGAGUUGGCUUGUCCCACCAUUUAGUUCCCAGACAGAGACAUCUUUGGGCCUGUACCUGCCUACACCUUCCUAUCACAUGUGGAAUUUUUUAAUAUUCAUAGUUUUGAAAUAAAAGAAUCGAAUGUUUCA